CUUCUUCCCAAAUCCCUCCAGGCGCUCCCAGCCCCAUUCUCCGGCUGCAAGUUACACUGCAACAAGACAGGAAGCAAAGGCAACAUGUGAAUCCUACAGAGGUCCUGGGAGCUGCCACCAGUAAGCAGGUUAUAACUGGGGUGCAAGUGAGGUUGACCAGAAGUCAGCAGUAAACCGCCGGAGUCGGUGCCCCACCAUGUCCAGUUCCUUGCUGGCAGGAAGUCAUGCGGUGAGCUUGGCUCCCCACGAAGAAACCAGGACGGCUCUGCACCCAGCACCCAGCCCCAGCCUGACACCACAGUGCCCUUACUAUACCACGGAAGGCUGGGGAACCCAGGCCCUGAUGGCACCUGUGCCCUGCAAGGGGCCUCCUAGCAGGCUCCAGCAGACCCAGCAGACAGAGGCCAAAGCCCACCACCUCCUGCAGUCCGCUGGGGAGCAGGCCUCGGGGUCCCCACAGGACCUUGACUCCUACAUUGACUUCUCGCUGGAGACCCUCAACCAGAUGAUCCUGGAACUGGACCCCACCUUCCAACUGCUUCCCUCUGGGUCUGCUGGCCCCAGAGCUGAGCCUUCCCACAGUACCAUCUCCAGGAGCAAGAAGGAGGAACCGGAAGCCUUAGAUAUAAAAUACAUUGAAGUGACCUCCACCAGAUCCGGGUGCCUCAGUGGCCCCCAGCGCUGCUCCAGCCCAUCUGUCACCCCAUCCUUUGGCUCACCACGCAGCGGCGGACUCCUUUUCUCCAGAGACAUCCCCAGAGAGACUCGAAGCAGCAGCGAGAGUCUCAUCUUCUCUGGGAACCAGGGCCGAGGUUCCUCUCCUCAUCCUUCUCCCUCCCCCAGCAUCUCCAUCCCUUGCUGGGAAAGCAGCGCCUCAGGCUCCCCACUGGCAACCUCUCCAGGUUUGGAGAAGGGGCUGAGGGCAUCGCAGCGGGGCAGCAGGGUCUCUGUGCUGUCAGCCAGCCCGGUAUCAGACAUCAGCUAUGUGUUCGGAAGCAGCCAGUCCCUCCUGCACUCCAGCCUCUCUAGCUGUCAGUCAUCUAAAUCCUUGGAAAGCCCAGCCAGCUCUUCCUCCAGCCUCCACAGCCUUGGCCCAGUGUCGCAGUGUAUGAGACCCAGUAAUGUCCAGGUCCCUAGCAACUCCACUCUGAGCAUGGUCCAGCCCCGAGCAGCCCGCUCCCCUCCAGUGGCCAAGGAGCAGGCUAGCAGCUGCCCCCCAUCCGUCACUAACUCCAUGGUGGACAUACCCAUUGUGCUGAUCAACGGCUGCCCAGAACCACAGUCUCCCCCACCCCAGAGGAUGCCUGGACACCAGGGCUCUGUCCAGCCCAGAGCUGCUUCUCCCAGCCACCCAUGUCAAGCCACCAAGAGUUACAGCCAGACCGUGCCAGAUGGCCCCUUCAGCACAUCCCCAGAGGGUCCUACGAGGGACAUGCAGCCCACCAUGAAGUUUGUGAUGGACACAUCAAAAUACUGGUUUAAGCCGAGCAUCACCCGGGAGCAAGCAAUCGAGCUUCUAAGAAAGGAGAAGCCGGGGGCUUUCGUCAUCAGGGACAGUUCCUCCUACCGAGGUUCCUUCGGCCUUGCCCUGAAGGUGCAGGAGAUCCCAGCGUCCGUCCCAAACAGACCAGGUGAGGAAAGCAGUGACCUCAUCCGGCACUUCCUGAUCGAAUCUUCUGCGAAAGGGGUGCAUCUCAAAGGAGCAGAGGAGGAGCCAUACUUUGGGAGCCUCUCAGCCUUUGUGUACCAGCAUUCCAUCAUGGCCCUGGCCCUGCCCUGCAAACUCACCAUCCCACAGAAAGAACUGGGCGGUACAGAUCCAGCAUCAGACUCCCCCACAGAGAGCCCCAUCUCCUGCCAGAAGAAAUUUGCUGGACCCGGCUGCACCCUAGCGCAAGGUCUGCAUCCCACAGGCUGCCACACGCUGUACCUGAGCUCUGUGAGCGUGGAGACCCUCAGCGGAGCCCUGGCUGUGCAGAAGGCCAUCUCGACCAUCUUCGAGAGGGAUGUCCUCCCCACACCCACCGUGGUCCACUUCAAAGUCACUGACCAGGGCAUCACCCUGACUGACGUGCAGAGGAAGGUGUUUUUCCGACGCCAUUACCCACUCCUCACCAUCCGCUUCUGUGGCAUGGACCCUGAGCAACGGAAGUGGCAGAAGUACCGCAAGCCCUCCUGGAUCUUUGGGUUUGUGGCCAAGAGCCAGACAGAACCACAGGAGAACGUGUGCCACCUCUUUGCAGAGUAUGACACGGUCCAGCCAGCUUCCCAGGUCAUCAGCCUGGUGGCUUCUCUGCUGCGGGAUGCAGAAAGGCUGUAGCAGGAGGGAGAUGCCGGUCCGCCUUCCGUGCCUUGCCAGAGACUUGCCCAAGAGCCUGGCUUCCCCCCUGGACUAAAGGGCUGUGGACACAUUGGCAGGCCUGUCUGUUGGACAUAAGGACAGGAUUGAGUUGAAACCCUUGAACAUUCUGUGACUUUCAGCAGCAACCUUUACCCAGCUCCCAGACGCCGGGCCUCAGUUUCCUUAACUUGGCCCGGCCUUGUGGCACACGCUUUUAAUCCCAACACUUAGGAGGCAGAGGU
Molecule: messenger RNA, 2583 nt
Organism: Jaculus jaculus (lesser Egyptian jerboa)
Lineage: Eukaryota; Metazoa; Chordata; Mammalia; Rodentia; Dipodidae
Gene: Tns4
Product: tensin 4
Exons: 13
Coding region: 197-2320 (707 amino acids)
Molecular function (GO): protein binding
Source: RefSeq, a predicted model, not a curated record